AUGCCUCCGAGAAAGCCUCGUCAGUCCGAGCCCGGCCCCGCACCCCCUGCGGCCGCCAAGAAGUCCCGAACCUCCCUCCCGGCCACCUCGCACUCUUCUCCCAAGCCGACAUCGAAGACUGAAAUUGUGGAGCACGAAGAGGAAGUCGGUCAGCCUUCCAUGCCUACUUCGAAGCGGGCGAAGGUGGGAGCCAAGUCGCCCGCGAAGAAGAAGGCGCGGACGGACCCUGUAGACGCGGAGGAAGAUGGGGGAGGAGACGAGCAGACAGGAGAACAGCCUGUCAAGGGUAUAUUCAAGUCUAUCGCCAAGUCUACCACGGGCCCCAAGUCCAAAAAGGGAGCCGCAGGUCUUAAGCCGUCCAGUAUCAGACCUACGCGCCAGGGAUCAAGCAAAGGCAAAGACAAGAUCAGCGAGAUCUACGCAGCGGGUAACGAGGUCCUGGCGGAUACUUCGGUGCAGACGAGGCUCGAUACUGUCACAGCUACGCUGGACAAGCUCGAGGCGCAAAUCUCUAUCCCGACGGAUCAGAUCAAGAAGCUCGGUCAUGCUCGAUCCACAAUGCAGACUGACUUCUCAGCGACCUGUAACCCGCUCGAGGCUCUUCUGAAGGACCGGGCGGAGCUCGUCAGUCGCUUAAACAGCGCUAUGGAACGAUACCAGGAGCUUCCUGCCAGGCUCAGGGAGGUGUUGCUCAGCUUGGACAAGGUGCAGACCGGGGCGGCCGAGGCUGGGUCACGGUACAUCGAGGACGCACAGGACUUCUCCUCCUUCACUCGCGGUACGAAACGCUUUCUCUCCUGGACCUGA
This is a messenger RNA of Dioszegia hungarica, 807 nucleotides long. RefSeq lists its product as uncharacterized. Lineage: Eukaryota; Fungi; Basidiomycota; Tremellomycetes; Tremellales; Bulleribasidiaceae. The coding region runs from base 1 to 807 and encodes 268 amino acids. The transcript is spliced from 8 exons. The record is from RefSeq and is a predicted model, not a curated record.